CCCCCCCCCACCUCGUCGAGAAUCCCCCAAAUCCGACCCCAAUCUCCGGCCGCCGUCCCCCGCGCCUUCGCGCCGUCGUACGGACUCAGCCGGCCCGGACCCGUGCCCAAUCGCUCUUUGCUUGCUUCCUGCGCUAGGCUUGGGGCUGGCUGGCACCCACCUACCGGGGGUGUGCCGCGCGGGCUUCUAGGGUUUCGGGGCGAGGCUGGCUGGCCGUCCCCCCUGGAGGGCCCCUUUCUCCAAUUCGGCGGCUCGGGCCCCGCGCCUCGGGGUUGACUCCGAUUGCUGCCCCUCCGCACGGGUUCCUGAUCGCUCUCGCGCUCUUCGCCCCUCCUCAGCUGCCGCCGCCGUAGGUGGUACAGUGAGGCCACACUGCGUCUCGUCGUGCUGAAUUGGGCUCGCGCGUCACCGGUAAUCCCCCCCUCUCCCCCUGUCAGUGGAUAGAAAGGUUGCUUCUUUUUGGAGUUUUUCCCCCUUGUGGAGCGGGCUGACUGGUGCGAGCUCCGGUGCGAGCUCGCUUCGUUCAUCCGGAUUGCUCUGCUAAGCUUGGGGAUGAAGACGGCGCUGGCCUGAGGGUUUGGUCGGCGGCUGCGGAGAUGAAUGUGGGGCAGGCGCCGCACCUGUCCGGGCAGAUGUCGGGGCAGGCGCCGCAGAUGAAUCAGGUCGUCAGCGGCGGCGACGGGCUGCCGCAGCACCAGCAGAUGCAGGACGCGGUGGCGCUCAGCGUGGGGAACGAUCCCCACUUCGUCAUGCUGCGCAACUCGAUGCGCGAGAAGAUAUUUGAGUAUAUUGGAAGGAAGCAGUCAUCAGCUGAAUGGAGGCGGCGGCUGCCAGAACUCGCAAGGCGGCUAGAGGAAAUAUUGUUCAGAAAAUUUCCAAACAAGACUGAGUACUACAGUAUGAUGAAGGCACCAGUUGAGCCACAAUUGCAGUUUGCUAUUAAGACCUUGAGUGCUCAGAACCAACAAAAUCAACAAAACCAACAAAUGUCAAGACAGAUAGCAUCUUCCUCUGGUUACGGUACAAUGAUUCCGACACCUGGUAUCACACAAGGUGUAACUGGAAACUCUAGAAUGUCUUAUGUAACAGACAACAUGGGUCUUCCAUCAUCUGGUGCAGGCAUGGUUCCUCAGAAUGCCAACAUGGGUAACUCGAUCCCAGGUUCCAUGUCUAAUGGCUACCAGCAUCUAACUACCAGUGUCCCACUAAGUUCUACCACAAGUAGCGGCCCAUCUACAAUGGGUGCAGUGGGUAUUCAGCGUCAAGUAACUCAUAUGAUCCCAACUCCAGGAUUCAAUAAUCAGCAGAAUGUACCUGCCAAUCCUGACUAUUCAAAUGGAACUGGAUAUUUCAAUGGUGAGUCAACUAUGACACCACAUAUGCAGCAGCAGAAGCAAUUCCAGAGUAACCAAAGUAGCCACCAAAUCCAGCAAAUCGGGGGACACAGUAAUUCUGGAAUACAUUCAAGCAUGCUGGAGAAUUCUUCUGCAUUUGGUUUAUCAGAUGGACACGUGAAUGGUGGAAUGGGAUUGCAUGGGUCAAACACACAGGUAACAAACAGAAGUGCAGCUCCAGAAGCAUAUAUGAACAUAUCCUCUUAUGGCAGUUCGCCCAGACCUUUGCAGCAACAGUUCAAUCAGCAUCCUACACAGAGAGUACCAACGUCAGUUGACAUGGGUGGUUCUGGAAGUUUUUACAGUACUGGGACUUCUGCUUUAGCAACCGCCAAUCAGAGAUCAAGAAUGAAUUCGAUGUUGCUUAACAAUCAACUAAACAUGCAAUCCAUUCAAGCUCAACCUCAGAUUAAAGCUGAGGUCUUGGAUCAACCAGAAAAAGUGAAUUUUCAGUCAUCUCAAUUGAGUCAGGAACAACUACUCCGCCAGCAGCUUACAAUGCAGCAACAUCAGAUGCAGCCGAAUUCCCAGUUUGUGCAAAACCAAUAUCAUCUCAACCAACAGCUGCCAAAUUCACAGCAUCAGCAGACUAUGCUGAGGAGCAAUUCUUUUAAACAGUCUCAGCUGAAUUCCAGCCAUUCUAUGCAAGUGUCAGAACAGGGUGCUCUGCCACACACAGAGCUGGCAUCUUCACAAGCUGCUGAACCUGCUGCACUUCCAAAUUUCCAGGGUCAGUACCAGCAAAGAACUGUUCACGGUAAUGCCAAAGGUGGGCAGGUGUUUGGACAUGUUUCUGGCUCUCAAAAUUUCCAUGCUUCUGCUUCUCACGAUUCUCAGCAAUUGUUGCCAACUAAUCAGCAGCUUGAUGACAGCUCCAAUGAUGUCAGUUACGUCCUGAAAGGAUCACAGCCAGAGCAAAUGCAGCAGCCCCAGUGGCAGCCUCAGACAAUGGAGAAGGCCCCAAUCAUUAGUAAUUCAUCUCUUGAAAAGCAAAUACAGGAUGACUUUUGUCAGAGAACAAUGGCCCAGGACGAAGCACAACAGCCAUUCUCAUCCGACUGGCGUCUUUCUGGUUGCACUGUGACUGCAGUUGGUCCUACAUCGGCAAAGCUACCAACUGGAGCCUUUGAACAGCCCACUGGAAAUAUCAAUCACCUCCGUCAGAUGAGGUGGUUACUCUUGCUCUUUCAUGCGAAAUCCUGUCCGUCUCCUGUUGGAAGUUGUAAAUUCCUUCGUUGUGUUGAGCUACAGGAUCUUGUGAAGCAUGUCGAUUACUGUCAAAGAAAAGAUUGUCCGCACAAGAAGUGCAGUAAGUCAAGAAAGCUGAUUGAACAUUAUAAGGCUUGUGUUGAUCAGCAGUGUCCUGUAUGUAGUAAUGUGAAGAAAUAUUUACGCCUCUCACAUGAACAGGCAAGUAAGCAAAAACUGCCAGAACCUAGAAAAGUUGCUCAACAGAGUACGAGUCAAAGAAUUAUGAAUGGUGUAGAAGGUGAUAUAAUGGACAUUGACCCAGUGUCUGUUGAAGCCUUUGAUGGUCAGCCAUCUGUUCCGAAACGCUUGAAGAUGCGGCCUGCAUCACCCAGUGCUCCUGAGCAUGAGAUAUCUAGAGCCUCUAAUCCUCAUUUGAAUGCAGGGUUCAUACCACAGGAAACACAUCCUGAGCUGCUUGAGCAGAAUAAAAAGAUGGCAUACCUGAAACGGGAGGUGGAUGCAAAGGCUGACAUGCGACCUAUACAGAAGCCUGUAAAGAUGGGUUAUGGUGUUGAUGGAAAUGUGCCUGCAGCGAGGCAUGUGAUUCCUGGUGUUUCAAAUGAGAUGAAGCCUCAUGUGAAGCAAGAAAUCUUGUCGAUUGACAAAGAUACGAGUGAUACCCUUGAGGUUAAGAAUGAAGCAAAUGAUUUAACAGAUGCCACAGCGUCCAAAUCAGGAAAACCAAAGAUAAAAGGUGUCUCAUUGACCGAGUUGUUCACUCCAGAACAAAUUCAAGCACAUAUAAACAGUCUAAGGCUGUGGGUUGGGCAGAGCAAGGCUAAAGUUGAGAAGACUAUAUUGCUGGGGUCUUCUGAAAAUGAAAAUUCAUGCCAGCUCUGCAAAGUGGAAAAACUUACUUUUGAACCUCCACCAAUAUACUGCUCCCCUUGUGGUGCUCGGAUAAAGCGAAAUGCACCAUACUACACUGUUGGUACUGGAGAUACACGCCACUUUUUCUGUAUUCCAUGUUACAAUGAGUCACGUGGUGACACCAUUGAGGUUGAAGGACAGAAUUUUUUGAAGGCACGAUUUGAGAAAAAAAGAAAUGAUGAGGAAACUGAAGAAUGGUGGGUUCAAUGUGACAAGUGUGAAUGCUGGCAGCAUCAGAUAUGUGCUCUAUUUAAUGGCAGAAGAAAUGAUGGAGGACAAGCAGAGUAUACUUGCCCAAAUUGCUAUGUUAAAGAAGUGCAACGUGGGUUGCGCAUGCCUUUACCACAGAGUGCCGUUCUUGGGGCGAGUGAUUUGCCAAGAACUGUUCUUAGCGAUCAUAUCGAAGAGCGUCUUUUUAAACGGCUUAAGGUGGAGAGACAGGCUCGGGCAACUAGUUCAGGAGUUAGUUUUGAUGAGGUUGCUGGAGCCGAAGGUCUUGUGGUCAGAGUUGUUUCAUCGGUGGAUAAGAAGGUUGAAGUUAAACCACGUUUUUUGGAAAUUUUUCAAGAAGACAAUUACCCGACAGAGUUCCCGUACAAGUCCAAGGCUGUCCUUUUGUUCCAGAAAAUAGAAGGUGUGGAGGUUUGCUUAUUCGGAAUGUAUGUUCAAGAAUUUGGUGCUGAGUGCUCUUACCCGAACCAACGCCGUGUUUAUUUGUCAUACCUGGAUUCUGUUAAAUACUUCAGACCUGAGAUUAGAGCAGCGUCUGGAGAGGCCUUGCGUACAUUCGUCUACCAUGAAAUUCUGAUAGGAUAUCUUGAAUAUUGCAAGCAGCGUGGAUUCACAAGCUGUUAUAUAUGGGCUUGCCCACCUUUGAAAGGUGAAGAUUACAUUUUAUAUUGCCAUCCUGAGAUUCAGAAGACCCCCAAAUCCGACAAACUGCGGGAAUGGUACUUGGCUAUGCUUCGAAAAGCUACUAAGGAGGAGAUAGUUGUUGAACUCACAAAUCUCUAUGACCAUUUCUUCAUUACUAUGGGGGAGUGCAAGGCUAAAGUUACAGCUUCUCGAUUGCCUUACUUCGAUGGAGAUUAUUGGCCAGGAGCUGCCGAAGAUAUGAUCAAUCAACUUCGUCAAGAAGAAGAUGACCGAAAGCUUCAGAAGAAGGGUAAGACUAAGAAGAUUAUUACAAAAAGAGCUCUCAAAGCUGCUGGUCACACAGAUCUCAGUGGGAAUGCUUCGAAGGAUGCUAUGCUGAUGCAGAAGCUUGGGGAAACCAUCUACCCGAUGAAGGAAGAUUUCAUUAUGGUCCAUCUGCAAUAUUCUUGUCAUCACUGUUGUAUCCUUAUGUCGUCUGGGAAACGCUGGGUUUGUCAUCAAUGCAGAAGUUUCUACAUCUGUGACAAGUGUUACGAUGCAGAACAACAGCGUGAAGAUAGGGAGAAGCAUCCAAGUAAUAGUAGAGACACACACAAGCUCCAUCCGGUUGACAUUGUUGGGGUGCCUGAAGAUACAAAGGAUAGAGACGAUAUCCUAGAAAGUGAAUUUUUUGACACCAGACAGGCAUUCCUGAGUCUUUGUCAAGGGAAUCAUUACCAGUAUGACACCCUUCGACGUGCUAAGCAUUCGUCAAUGAUGGUGUUGUAUCAUUUACAUAAUCCAACUGCACCAGCGUUUGUCACUACGUGCAAUGUCUGUGCUCAUGAUAUUGAAACUGGUCAAGGCUGGCGAUGUGAAGUUUGUCCAGAUUUUGAUGUGUGCAAUAGCUGUUACCAAAAAGGAGCAGUCACUCAUGCUCACAAAUUGACGAACCAUCCAUCAGCUGCGGACCGUGAUGCCCAAAAUAAGGAAGCGCGGCAAAUACGUGUUCAGCAGCUAAGGAAAAUGCUUGAUCUUCUGGUGCAUGCCUCAACAUGCCGCUCAGGCAGCUGCCAAUAUCCGAACUGCCGUAAAGUCAAGGGACUAUUUCGUCAUGGGAUGCAGUGCAAAAUACGUGCUUCAGGAGGGUGUGCGCUGUGUAAGAAAAUGUGGUACAUGCUUCAGCUCCAUGCCCGAGCUUGCAGAGAUUCAGGAUGCAGUGUGCCGAGGUGCAGGGAUCUCAAAGAGCAUCUUAGAAGGUUGCAGCAGCAGUCCGAUUCCAGGAGGAGGGCUGCUGUCAAUGAAAUGAUGAGACAACGAGCAGCAGAGGUUGCUUCACAUGAUUAGCUGCACCUGUACAGGUAUACUGUUGUGGAAAGAAGAUAGGAAAGUAUGCUGGGUUUCAGUCCUCCACUCACCCCCCACACCAAGGAGACGCUUUGGGACGGUUGAAUUAGAGGAUCUAGGCAAGAAGUUGUUCAGAUGGAUUCUUUCAACCGUUUUAUCCUGGAGAUGGAAGAAGAUGCUGGGCACUUUUCGUCGAUAAUUAACAUAUGGCUCAGAACCCGCCCUUUUUCCGAAGGGUGCAUGCUCCACAGUAGGUGUUAACAUUUCGGCGCCCUGCUGACUGCAUUGCUGAUAUCGUCAAUAGGACCUGGCCCGGCCCUUGGGUGUGGUGAUUCUUUUGUUUGACCUGUACUAGUGGGACUAAUCUUAUUUUGCUGCUUGUCUCGCCCUUGUAUAAUAGGUUUUUGGACAAUGGAUGUCCUCUAUUGUUGAAGAAAACAAUGGUGUAGCUGUUUUGUUUCCUACUCCAGUCUCGUAGUUACUUGUUGCCUCAUCCAGGAGGGGGUAUAGUAGGGAGGAAAGGAAGAGGGGGUGGGCAACUGGACAUGAAUUUGCUUAUUUCUGCCCCCUCCAUUUUGUAGGAACAAUCUUCAUUUUAAAGUAUAAAGGAAAGUAAAUCCUGCAUGUCUGCCUUUU
Brachypodium distachyon (stiff brome) is the source of this 6353-nucleotide messenger RNA. RefSeq names its product probable histone acetyltransferase HAC-like 1. The record is from RefSeq and is a predicted model, not a curated record. NCBI's taxonomy places the organism in Eukaryota, Viridiplantae, Streptophyta, Magnoliopsida, Poales, Poaceae. The transcript has 16 exons. The coding region runs from base 597 to 5717 and encodes 1706 amino acids. Gene Ontology annotation, cellular component: transcription regulator complex; histone acetyltransferase complex. Gene Ontology annotation, molecular function: chromatin DNA binding; histone acetyltransferase activity; transcription coactivator activity. Gene Ontology annotation, biological process: positive regulation of transcription by RNA polymerase II.